This is a messenger RNA of Setaria italica (foxtail millet), 2108 nucleotides long. Its product is annotated as chlorophyllide a oxygenase, chloroplastic. The transcript is spliced from 9 exons. Gene Ontology annotation, cellular component: chloroplast. NCBI's taxonomy places the organism in Eukaryota, Viridiplantae, Streptophyta, Magnoliopsida, Poales, Poaceae. Gene Ontology annotation, biological process: chlorophyll biosynthetic process. The record is from RefSeq and is a predicted model, not a curated record. Bases 107 to 1732 code for a protein of 541 amino acids. Gene Ontology annotation, molecular function: 2 iron, 2 sulfur cluster binding; chlorophyllide a oxygenase activity; iron ion binding.
UUCCCAAAAAAAAGAUUAGGCAUAACCAUCUUCGUUUUUUCCGUUUUCUCUCUUCAACAACCCCUGCUCAUUCGCGGCGGCGGCGGCGGAGGCGUCGUCCAUCUCCAUGAACACGGUGGCUUCGCUCUCUUUGGCGCCGCACUUGCUCAUUAAACCUGCCUUCACGUGCUUCUCCAGAAAGGGAGUUGGUCGCUAUGGUGGAAUCAAGGUGUAUGCGGUACUCAGGGAAGAUGGAGCUGAAUUCGCAAAGAACAACAACCUGGAGGCCCUGUUCCAUGUCGAUGACCCUGGGCCGAGGGUCCCAAUCAAGAAGGGCAAGUUCCUGGAUGUGAAUGAGGCUCUCGAGGUGGUCCGAUUCGACAUCCAGUACUGCGAUUGGAGGGCGCGGCAGGAUCUCCUAACCAUCAUGGUUCUCCACAACAAGGUGGUUGAGGUUCUCAAUCCUUUAGCAAGGGAAUUCAAGUCGAUUGGAACCUUGAGGAAAGAGCUUGACGAGUUACAGGAGGAACUUGCAAAAGCUCACAAUCAGGUUCAUUUAUCGGAAGCAAGGGUAUCAUCUGCGCUCGACAAGUUAGCACAUAUGGAGACCCUGGUAAAUGACAGGCUAUUGCCGGAUGUAGCCUCUAGCUCAUCCACAGCUGAGGCCACUUCCCUGGCUCCAAGUACAUCAUCGACCACCCAAGUCCGAGCCAAGAAACAACCACGUCGGAGUCUUGACGUGUCUGGUCCUGUGAAGCCUUACAAUCCCAGCUUGAAGAACUUCUGGUACCCAGUUGCCUUCUCCAGCGAUCUGAAAGAUGACACAAUGGUACCAAUAGAUUGUUUCGAGGAACAGUGGGUGAUAUUCCGCGGAAAAGAUGGAAGGCCUGGCUGUGUUCAGAACACAUGUGCUCACAGAGCUUGCCCCCUUCAUCUCGGUUCAGUAAACGAGGGCAGAAUCCAGUGCCCUUACCAUGGCUGGGAGUACUCAACUGAUGGAAAAUGUGAAAAAAUGCCAUCAACAAAAAAGAUCGAUGUGCGCAUCCAGUCAUUGCCAUGCUUUGAGCAAGAAGGAAUGGUUUGGAUUUGGCCUGGGGAUGAGCCGCCAAAGGCCACAAUCCCUUCUCUGCUGCCUCCUUCAGGAUUUAUGGUUCACGCAGAGAUAGUGAUGGAGCUACCUGUUGAGCAUGGCCUUCUUCUGGACAAUCUGUUGGACCUUGCUCAUGCUCCUUUUACACAUACAUCCACCUUUGCCAAGGGUUGGAGUGUUCCAAGCUUGGUGAAGUUCCUGACACCUUCAUCUGGGCUCCAAGGAUACUGGGAUCCUUACCCCAUCGACAUGGAGUUCCGACCACCGUGCAUGGUCUUAUCAACCAUCGGCAUUUCAAAGCCUGGAAAGCUAGAAGGGAAGAGCACCCAGCAAUGCUCGACACAUCUACAUCAACUCCAUGUUUGCUUGCCUUCCUCUAGGAAUAAAACUAGGCUGCUGUACCGGAUGUCACUAGACUUCGCUCCCUGGCUCAAGCACAUACCGUACAUGCACCUACUGUGGUCACAUUUCGCCGAGAAGGUCUUGAAUGAGGACCUACGGCUUGUUCUUGGGCAACAAGAACGAAUGAUCAAUGGUGCCAACGUCUGGAACUGGCCGGUAUCGUAUGACAAGCUCGGAAUCCGGUAUCGGUUGUGGAGGGAUGCAGUCGAGAGGGGCUCCGACCGGUUACCAUUCAGUAACCAAGCUGAUACUGGAUCGUAGCCAGUGGAGUGCUUCACCUGUAGUCUAUUUCUCGUCGCAUUUCUUAGCAAGACGGUGGCCAGAAUUAGCUGCUGGAAUCAUAUCCACAAUUCACCAUUUGCCUGAGACCGCUCUGCAUUGGAACAUUCUGGGAAGGAGGGCUGAAUCAGAGAAUGAUGGGCAACAUCAUUGUCUGAUGUCAACAUUGUACACUAGCGACGGCAUCACGGGAUGCAAUUGUAAUCUGAGAUUGAUCUGUUUUUUUUCCUCUUCUUCUUUUUCACCCUUUUAUGUAAAGAUUCAGCGAAUGUUACUCUGUCAAAGCAUGUACUAUAAUCAUACUACCAGCUACGGAGACAUGUUCAUAUGAGAAAUGGCAGCUAUUCCUACAGCAGCA